This is a messenger RNA of Diospyros lotus (date-plum), 1457 nucleotides long. Its product is annotated as adenylate isopentenyltransferase 3, chloroplastic. Gene Ontology annotation, cellular component: mitochondrion. The coding region runs from base 255 to 1226 and encodes 323 amino acids. Gene Ontology annotation, molecular function: tRNA dimethylallyltransferase activity. The record is from RefSeq and is a predicted model, not a curated record. Lineage: Eukaryota; Viridiplantae; Streptophyta; Magnoliopsida; Ericales; Ebenaceae. The transcript has a single exon. Gene Ontology annotation, biological process: cytokinin biosynthetic process; tRNA modification.
UACAAACACACAUGUUGAUGUGGCUCAUGGUUCCUCAUUCCUGAUUACAAAUAAAUGUGCUGAAAACCCAGUAGAGUUUUCAGUGGUCAAUCACUUGGAAUUGCCAAGUUUUUGUUUCCCAACUUCUCUCUUCUUUCGGCCAUUGUUGGUGGGUGCAUUUUGGUACCGAAACAAACUGGGAAUUCGUUCGUAAUUAGGAGCCUUAGUUUGUUUUUGUUGGUUUAGUGGGAAAAAUAUUUAAAUCCUGAACCCGAAUGAUGAGUAUACAAGUACAGCCGUUGCCGAGUAUUAAUAUUCCCAAUGGCGGCUUGAACAUGCAAGUCCUGCGCCGGCAACCUCAGAAAGAGAAGGUUCUGGUGGUGAUGGGGGCCACCGGCACCGGCAAGUCGAGGCUGUCAAUUGACAUUGCCACCCGUUUUCCGGCGGAGAUCAUCAACUCCGACAAGAUUCAAGUCUACGAGGGGCUCGACAUAGCGACGAACAAGAUCACCGAGGAGGAGCAGUGUGGGAUUCCUCAUCAUCUCCUAGGAAUAAUACAAGAUCCUGCUUCGGAUUUCACGGCGCCAGCCUUCUGCAACAUGGCUUCACUCUCCACGAGAUCCAUAGUCGGUAGAGGGCAGCUCCCUAUCAUCGUUGGCGGCUCCAAUUCCUACAUCGAAGCUCUGGUUGACGACGAAAACCACGAGUUCAGAUCGAGAUACGAAUGCUGCUUCUUAUGGGUCGACGUUUCUCUCCCGGAGCUGCAUUCUUUCGUGUCGAACCGAGUCAACAGAAUGGUCGCCGCCGGGAUGGUGGAAGAAGUGAGAAACAUGUUCGACCCAGACGCUGAUCAUUCACGGGGAAUAAGAAGAGCCAUUGGCGUUCCCGAACUGGAUCGAUACUUCAAAAUGGAACCUUCCUUAGAUAAAGAAUCACGUUCCCGGCUGCUGCAAGAAGUGAUCGACGAGAUCAAGGACAAUACGUUUAAAUUAGCGUGCCGGCAAUUGGGGAAAAUUCACCGGCUUCGGAACGUGAAGGGGUGGAAGCUUCACCGGCUGAACGCCACCGAGGUGUUCAGAAAGAGCGGCCGAGAGGCAGAUGAGGCGUGGGAGAGGGAAGUGGCGGGGCCGAGUUCGAAGAUAGUGCGUCGUUUUCUUUACAGUCGUGGUGCCCCUGAUCAGGUGUACAGGAACGCGAGAGCGGCGGCAGCGGCGAUGGGAGCGGCCGUGGCUGCCGCCAGUCACUAGAGAAGGGACAGCAGCGAAUCGUCGUGACUUUGAUUUGGAAUUUGCAAAUUAUUCAGUCAUACGCUGUGAGGAGAUUUCUAUCCAUCUAUCCAGUAUCCACUCUGGUCUUACUGACUAAUAGUACCGUCCACUUAAAGCAUUAUUGAUGAAUAAUGGAGAUCCACUGUCUAAUAAUGUGUGCGAGAUUGUGUAAUAACUUGCAAAUUUUAUUCAAAUCCAAUCUUUUUCAUC